AUUCACGCAUUUGGUUUUGACUUAAGCCAAGUUAAGCAAUGGCGACUAUGGAAAUGGAAGUAAAACAAGAUUCAAAUAUUGAAACAAAUGGCCAAGACUCGAACAAUCAGACAGAUCAUACACUUCAAUGGGCAGAAUAUUAUGAUAAUCAAGCAAUUUCUGCUGAAAAUGAGGGACGUAUGGAAGAAGCAAAUUUAGCAAAACAAUGGGCCGAAUAUUAUAGAUCUCAAAUAACCGAACUUAAACCCUCUAAGGAUGGAAAUAAAACGAUUAGUAAAUCAACAGACACUUCAGAUGCAACUAACUGCGGCACUCAGGAUACAUCACCACCGGAAAAAGCCGAAGAAGAAUUGGCUAGCACAGCAAAGGAGAUAAAAACUUACUGGGCUAAAGUAAAAUCCGAUUUUAAAGAUUUCAAUUCCUGGACAUAUCUUUUACAACUGAUUGAAAAUGAAAACAAAGUUGAAGAAAUUAAAAAUGGCAUGGACAGCUUUUUAACCCACUACCCUUAUUGUUAUGGAUAUUGGAAAAAGUACGCUGACCUUAUUAAAAAUCACGAAGGAGCGGACGAGGUUGAGAAGAUCUUUGAAAAGGGCGUAAAAGCGAUUCCAUUAUCGGUUGAUUUAUGGAUACAUUAUUUAGAAUGGACAAUUAAGCAUAGAUUUAAGGACAGGAACAGUAAAAAUGAUGACGAUAUCAGAAACUUAUUCCUUAGAGCUAUUGAUACUUGUGGUUUGGAAUUUAAAUCAGAUCGACUAUGGCAAAUGGCACUUGAUUGGGAAAGUCAAAAGCGUAACUUAAGAAAUGUGCUAUCCCUUUAUGAUAAACUUAUAGCUAUUCCUACACAUCAGUAUACAGCUCAUUAUUUAUCCCUAGUUGAAAUAAUUCAAGGGUCAGAACCAGUUGAUAUUUUACCAGAAGAAGAUUAUAUAAAUUUCAAGAGAGAAAUUCAGGAAGAACGAAGAGAAGCUGUAAAAAUGGCGAAAUCUGCCACGCCUAAUGAAGAUGCUAUGAUAGCAGCAAACCUCAUUCCUGCUACAGCCGCUGAUACUCUUGGUAAAUGUACGGAAAAUAGUAUGGAUCCACAUGAUCUUCCUUUGCUAGCUGAAGAAGAAAAUAGACUGAUAAAAGAUAAAAUGCUUAGUUUAAGACAACCUAUUCAUGAAGCUACAACAAUUGAAGUGAACAAACGCUGGAAUUUCGAGGAAUCAAUAAAGCGACCAUAUUUUCAUGUCAAACCAAUAGAAAGAUCUCAACUAAGAAAUUGGCAUGAGUAUCUCGAUUAUGAAACGAAGCAGGAAAAUCAUACUAGAAUAGUUUUCCUUUAUGAAAGGUGUCUCAUUUCAUGCGCACUCUAUGAAGAAUUUUGGCUGAAAUAUGCAAAAUAUAUGACCGAUCAUUCUCAUAUUGAAGAGGCUAGAAGCAUUUAUGAAAGAGCGUGUAAUGUACAUUUACCGAUGAAAGUUAAUUUAGCUUUGAGUUGGUCACAUUUCGAAGAAAAUAUUUCAGGAAUGGAGAGCGCUAUUAAAAUUUUGGACCAGUUUGAAGCUCGACAUCCAGGAAUCAUAGCUGUAAUAGUACACCGAGUGGGAGUUUUAAGACGUUACAAUAAACUUGAAGAAUGUGAUAAGUUGUAUCAUUCAGCUGUAGAGUCCUCAGUAAAUUCUAAAGUUAAAAUAUUUUGGGCUGAAAAGUAUGCCAGAUUUUGUUAUAAAAUUUUGAAUAAUCUCGACAAGGCUAAGGCGGUUUUAGAAAAUGUUAGAAGAGUUGAAUCAUCUAAUUAUAAAUUAACUCAGUUCAUAAUUAACUUAUUAUAUACCGCACAAGACUUUGAAAACUUAUUUAAGUUCUUUGAUGAUUGCAUAAAUAGCUCCACUUUUACUGUUAAAGAGCGUUUGGAUUUCUCUCAAUCUAGAUUGGACUUUCUUGAUGAUUUAUCGUCUGAUGUUAAACAAAUUGAGGAAGCUAAACUUGCUCACUCACUGCUAAAGGAUGAAGAAAGAAAUAAUAAACGCAAACCAGACGACUACUCAGGUGACACAUCGUCAAAGCGCAAGAAAACAGAUCAAGAUUGGUAUAAUAACUACUCAGCUCAACAAUGGUACGGUCAACAGUGGAUGAAUUAUGGUAAUGGUAAUGGAUUUAGCACUAAAUGA
This is a messenger RNA of Dimorphilus gyrociliatus, 2156 nucleotides long. The record is from the annotation of a GenBank genome assembly. NCBI's taxonomy places the organism in Eukaryota, Metazoa, Annelida, Polychaeta, Dinophilidae.